Molecule: messenger RNA, 5325 nt
Organism: Corvus hawaiiensis (hawaiian crow)
Lineage: Eukaryota; Metazoa; Chordata; Aves; Passeriformes; Corvidae
Exons: 11
Coding region: 1153-3219 (688 amino acids)
Biological process (GO): regulation of gene expression
Cellular component (GO): nucleus
Molecular function (GO): DNA binding; POU domain binding
Source: RefSeq, a predicted model, not a curated record
GGUGUGGAGCGGAGAGCCGGGCUAGGGCCGGGCACACGGACACCGAAAGCGGCGGGCUGGGAGCUGAGGAGCGGAGAACCGGGCUAGGGACGGGCACAGGGAGGUCCUCACACAUCAUCCUCAUACGUCUGAUUUGUUUCAACGUUAAAUUUCCACGCCCUCUCCGCUAUUUCCCUUUAUGCUGAGCUCUUGUGGAACACAAACUCCAGACGUUCUACAGCAUUACAUUACAGAACCCAGGCAAAGUUUUUCUAAUAUUAGGGAACAUGAGAAAAACCAACAUCACAAUACAUUCAUAACAAUUAUGUAACACGCGAAAAGCCAAUACCACAGUACAUUUAUAACACUGGGCACGACUUUCUGCACUAUGAAAUGUCCCUCUGGCCACGGUCAGCUCUCCUGGCCCUGCUCCCUCACAGCUUCUCCUGCACCUCCUGCCUGGUAAACUGAAAAUUCCUGGAUUUGGGGGAAGCACAACUGAGCAACCCCUGCAGCAUCAGUUUGGUAUCACCAGUAUUCUCCUACAAAAUCCAAACCACAACACUGCACCAGCUACAGAGAACAAAACUAACCCUGUCCCAGCUGAAAACCCCUUUUGAGAAUAAUUCCCAAAACAUUUAAUUCAGGAUCUUCUGCCACUUCACUCACUUGCACAACCCUGUAAGUCAGAGGUUGCUUUUCCCUUCCCAGUAAAUCAAUCAGAAUUUAAUUUUUCUGUUUCACACAGCAGGGAAAAAAAAAUUUUUUUUCAACUUGCAGUUAAGUUUUUUCUUGGGAAAAGCAAUUUCUUCAUCAGCUGCUCAGGAUUGUUAGGAAAGAGGGUGGAGCCUUCCCAGGCUGCCAUCCUCUGAACCAUACCUGAGUAUAAAGAGCAAAGGAGAACUGCAGCCAAGAAACUCUCAAAAGCUGCUCCAGAGGCUGCUGGGAUUCCAAGACUGGGUUUAUUCUUCCGCUGCUGGAACUUGCUGCUCCAAAGAGAAGAGGGAAGCUGGACCCAGCUAAUUACGUUGGAGGAUUAAUUACAACUGCCAUGGUCUCAAUGUGAAACUGGAUUGUUUUUUUUUUUUUUUUAAACACAACUGAGCAGGGUUUUCUCCUCCCCUCUUCUCUUUCAUCUUUCCCUGCACACACACACACACACACAGAGUGGAGAUGUUGCAAACAGCCUGCAUGAGUCCUGAGCUCCUUGUCAACCAAAACAUGAGCGAAAGUGAAAUCUGUGGCUACAGCCCAGGCCAGGGGUCUCCACUGCCUGGAGAAACUGCCAGUCCCAAGAGCUGCUUCCAGCAGAGCCCAUCGCUGCCAGAUUCUGGAUUAACUGAGCUGAACGUUGCGAGUCCCAAGAUCUACCACCCUCCUCCUCCAUGCAAACCUCCAGGGAUGCCUGCUCCUGCUGAAGCGCUACAUGGGUGUGAGAGUGAAGAUGCCGGUGCGGGAAUUGCUGAGGAAAAUCCGGCUCUCCAAAGGCCUGGAUGCGGCUCACAGCAAGGAAGCCUCAUCAGUGAAGAUGGUAACCAAAGGAUCCUCAGGAAAAACAGGUUUGGAAACGCCUCACUUGGUAACAGAGCCUCCUUUUCUAGUAGGAUCAUCACUGUGAGGUACCCAAAGAGCCAGACCACUUCUGUCCCAUGGUCAGUGGUCCCUGCUGGGUCCCAGCUGUCCUUAAAUUGCAGGAGGCCAGCCAGCUGUGCAUCACCACCCUGUCUGGGUUAUCUAUGUCUUAUCUGGGGCAGGACUGAUGGGAAUCUCUGCUCUGUGUGCCUCUCCUCAGCUCUGAGCAGCCCUUUUCUUCCUGUCUUUGCAGCAGAGAAGAGAAGAGCUCACCCUUAUACAGAGAAACAGCUUAGACAGAGCAAGCAGAGCGCUGGGCAAAGCCCCAAAGGCUUGGAGGACCUCGACAUCCUGGUGGAGGUGCUGCAGGAGGAUCUGAACAAGAGCCAGCUCAGGGAGGAGCCUCCGCCUCCCGUGCCAGAUGGGGUUUGGCAGGAAUUCUCCACGGAUCUGCAAAGCUCCCGGUGGCAAAGUGUGGCGAGCAAGGAGGCAGCUGGUGGCCUGCAGGGGAGACAGCGCAGCUCAGCAGGGCUUCACCAGGAGUCCUGCUUGAAGGAUUUCCACCUCAUCCUGCGGGCAGGGGCAGAGCCUUCCUUCCAUGGUGAGCAGGGAAGCACCCACGGGUCCAGCUCGCCGGGAAUGUUCUGCAGGACGGGCGAGAAAGGGAGCGGCUGGUGGAUGCAGGAUGCGCUCCCGAGCUCCCAGGAAGAUUUCCCGAGGAAUUCUCCAUCCCAGGACACGCCUGCUCUCCUCAGCCCGGCAGAGAUGCUGCUGGAAGCUCACAGGGGCUCUCCGGACACCGAGGGACAUUCGAGGCUGACCCCAAUCUCCUUCACACAGCAGGACCUCUCUGCCCUCUCCUUCUUCCAGUUCCAGCUGCACAGGGAGGAAAGUUUGCUGAGGAACAUCCCGGCGGAAAAACUGCUCGCUCCCGAUGAAAAUGGCAACAGGCUGCUGCACAAGGCUGUUGCCCAGGGAAGGAGGGCUCUGACUUUUGCCCUGGCACAGAGAUUUGCAUCCCUCAACAAGAUUGACGAGAAGGAUGCAGAGAAAAGGACUGCUUUGCAUCUUGCUGCAGAAAAGAACCAGCACCUGAUGGUGAGCGACCUGAUCUCCCUGGGAGCCAGUGUCAAUGUGCAGGACAGCUCUGGGAAAACUCCCCUCCACCUGUGUGCAGAGAAUGGAUACCUGAGAGUUCUGCAGGUCCUGAAAAGCUGCAAAGACAAUGGGGUGUGUGUGGAAGUGGAUCUGCCUGACCACUGUGGUUUAACCCCCCUGCACUGCGCUGCUCUCGCCCACACCGUCCUGGUGACAGAAUCCCACAGCACUGCCAGCGACACCGACCAGGGGAGGUUCCUCAGACUGCGGAAAGACCAAAUCCUCGAGGGAAUUCUCUGCCUGCUGCAGAUGGGAGCAAAGCCUGAGCUGCAGGUACUGAAUUCAUGUCCAAUCUCCACCACCUGCCUAAAACUCGAGGAGAACACAGAGCUCAUGUGUUUGCUUCAGACUCAUAAACCCCAAGGACAAGAUGUUCUUCAAGAGAGCUACAUCCUGCUGGAUGCUCCCAGAGGAAUACCCAGUGCCCCAGCAGCAGACAACUUACCUGAACCUUGCUCCAUGGCAUCCUCAGACCUCUUUGAUGUCCUUCUCAAAGGGAAAUGCUGGUAACUCACCUCACCUGCAUCUCGUGGGCCACCUGCUGCAGGAGAAUAACCAGAGGACAGGCAGUAAAAUAUAGAAUAUAUUGCAGCUUGAACUGACUGCUGGAAAGAUCUCAUCUGGACCCAGAAUUAUAGAGCAAACCCAUAAAGGGGGAAACCCUCAGUGCAGGUUUCACCAGGAAUUCAGUGUUAGAUGCUCCAGGUAGAAUUAGAUCUUCAUUUUCUCACAAAUUUGUGCUUCUCUGCUCAGGUCUGAGGUGUAGCUGCCCCACAGUCUGAAGCUCUGGCGAUUUUUCAUGCAGGUGUUCAGCCUAAGAGAAAGAUUUUAACCAUCCAAGACCCACUCUUGAGGGUUUUGGUCUCUACACUCCAAAUUCAACAUUCAGAGAGACUGAAAAAUCUCAGUCAUUGUAAACAGGAGCUCUGGGAAUUCAGAGCCUGAUGAGUUAUAUUUAAUAUUUUCUGCAGUCUGGCUCUGAUUUUGGCCAAGGCUGGAGUGGUCACACUUUAAGGCAGUCUCGGGGUGAAGUCCUUCCAAAAUGAAACAUCGUGCUGAGCAUGUUUUUCUCAACAAAAAUCAAGCUUUUUAUUUAUGCAAUCAGAAUUUUGCACCAACAGUGGAUUGUAGGUGAAGUCCGGGACAGAGAAUUUCAAACCAGGUCCUUUCUAACAGAUCUAACAGAGGAUUUUACAUUUAUAAAGGUAAAAACUUUAUAACAUUUGUAUAUAUAAUAUAAAAUUUAUAAAAUUUACAGAAUUUAAAUAGAUAACAGCUUUUUAAGGAUUAUUUUUUACACAAAGCAGUUUUGCAAGUUGGGAGGGUAACAAGGAGCUGAAAUUAUCCUGUACUGCCAGAAAGCCAAGUUAUUUGGUAGAAUUACUACAAACUAGGUAAUUUUUUAAAAAAAUUAUUUCUUCCCAGACUUACUCUCAUUUAAUUUUAACUUCUGGUUGCGAGUUUGCUGGUUUCUAUGAAACUUCCCUGUUUGCUACAUAGGGAGCAAUUCUACUUUUACAGAACCUAAAGCCAAAAACCAACUGAUCCAGCAACCCCUCACGUGUCUCCUGUUGAGGAAAAUGGGAGAUUUUCCACGUGAAGCCACUGCAGGAUCCAGUGUUAAGUACUCAGCAUGUUUGGGGAAUAUUUUUAAUGAACCCUUUGCAUUUGCUUCUUGUAAAAAAAGGUAUUUUCGUGUUAUGGGGUUUCCUUAAGUGUUAAGCUCCAAGAGCUACGUUGCACAAGGUGAAUUAACUUUGACUGAGAAGUGGCAGUGUUGAAGUUAAUUCCAAUGGGAUUUGGGUCAUAUCCCAUGAUUCUGAUGCCCUGCACAGCUAAAUAGUUCUCUUUUGUAUUUUUUCUUGUCUGAGUGAGACAUAAGAAUUCAAAAUCUUUCAGUAUUUCAUUAAAAAAUAUAUAUCAUUUGUUAUUCUCAUGAUGAGUUGCAUAUCUCAUCCACCUCCUUCCAUAACUUCCCCUCAUGUUUUAACCAUGUGAAGUCUCUUCUUUUUCCCUUUUUGUCCCAGGUUUUACAGAUAUUUUCCUCUCUGGUUAUUUCUCUCUCUGUCCCCCCAUCACCACUCAUCCUUCUUUGUGUUUGCCUUUUAACUCACAUCUGUUCUCCCAGAACUUUUUAUUCAUUUCAAGACAAUUAAGGAGGAACUGCUGGGUUAACUCAGCUUCCAUUUGUGGGAUCGAAGGGUUCAGAUCCAACUCCUUAUUUUCAUUAUAAACCGACCAAGAAAUCCUACAUCAUGAGCAUGAAGCAGAGUGUUGAACAGAGAGAAGAGCAUCCACAAGCAUUUGCAGGGGAAAAAACUGAAUUUUCUCACAGGAUUUCUUAAAAAAGCAUAGAAAACUCUCAUGUAAGAAUACAACAAUCAAGUUUUUUUUAGUCAUGCGAACCAUUCAGGUGAAAAGACAUUAAACUGAUGGAGUAUUAAACUAUUCCUAUCUAUAGAAUAUAAUAUAUUCAUAUAUAUUCAAUAUACUCAGAGAUUAACUUGCUUCUAAAGUAUAUUCUAUGACAGUUAUCCAAGAAUUGCAUUGUUAGUAGGUGGCUUUACAUCAUUUCACUGCUCCUUCUUGGCAAUAAAUACAUUAUUUCAUGCAGUA